This is a messenger RNA of Chara braunii, 1607 nucleotides long. The record is from the annotation of a GenBank genome assembly. Lineage: Eukaryota; Viridiplantae; Streptophyta; Charophyceae; Charales; Characeae.
UCCAGGAAAUCGUCCGAGAUGCAUGCCCAGCAUUAGGGAUCACAUGACAACAACAAUAAUUUCGACAACUCCCGGCGGCUGCCAAGCAGAGAUUGGAUGCUGAUUACUCCAUUCAUACAAGACCUUCCUUGAGGGCGACUUCCAACUACUGCCCCGGCCAAUUCUCAAUCACACCAUCUGGGCCCACCGAACACACACACACACACACACACACACACACACACACACACACACACACACACACACAUGCUCACACAUGCACUUGCACCCGCACAUGCACACACACGGUCAAAACUCAGCAAGUGAGCACAUGCCAGUUGGUCACAAAUAUAUUCAGAACACACAGCAAACAGACUCAGAAUUGGAAUCUUUAGCAAACAGAUCAAUGGGAGAAUGAAACAACAUUUUCUCACAAACAGGUUAUCGAGUGUGUGUGUGCGUGUGUGUGUUUGUGUGUGUGUGUGGUUGUGAUACUCCCCUACACGUGGAUGCUAGGCAGAGAAGAAGCCGAUAGUCGAUCACACAUCUUGACUGAUUGAUCGAUUGAUUUUGGAUUGCAGCGGAGGAUAGAUUGGGUUCUUGCCAGGGACAGGCUCGCCAUGGACCACCGCAAUAGUGCACCGGCCCCUUCGUUCAUGUGCGUUUCUGUCCUUCUCUGCUUGCUGAUGUUGAGCGCGUGUUCUUCCAACAAAACAGCUGCUGCGCAACCGAUAACCAGCCAGUCACCUGCAUCACUUCCGUUGGCGCGCAAUGCGGGAGAGCAGCUGUUGGUCGCCAUAGCCGCACAGCCGGAUCUCUCCACUUUCAUGGUUGCCCUCAGGACUUCUAACGCUGAUGCUCAUCUGUCCGCUUACGCUGUGGAAAGUGGAGUCACGGUCUUCGCUCCGUCUAAUACCGCGUUCAACGAUCUUGGUGCCGAAUUGUUAGACUGCCUGUUAAUUGAUCCUGCCGCCAAUGAACUGCUCGCACAGAUCCUUUCCUAUCAUAUUAUUCCGGGGAAAGUUUAUUCAGUAAAGAGCCUUCAAUCGUUCUCAUCGCUCGAGACUGCAGCUGGCCCUUCCAUUUCUCUCGAGCAUGGAGGCAAUGGAGAGGACGUGAUCAUCAACGAUGCAGCGCUUAUCACGGGCCCGAAUGCAAUUGUCAUCACGAACGCAACUGUGCACAUUAUCUCAGCGCUCCUCUUAACGUCCACGGUCGAGUCCGAUAUGAUACACGUGUGCGGUGGUCAGGGGCCUCAAUCAUCGAAAGCACUGGGCUCUGCCAGACCGCCCGUCUCCAUCAUCGGCCGUGAAUCCGGGAUGCUGUGACACUACACAGGUGGCCAAACAAGGUGCGAAGGGUCGGGGAAUAAAGUGCGUCUGUCUGUCUGCCAGUCUGUCUGUUCGGCGGUCUGUCCAUUUCUGCUCAUGUCUGUCUGCUUGGGUGCAAUUCCAAGAGGCGAAGCAGCCGGAUAAGAAGAGAAGGCGAGCGUUUGGGAUGUUGACGUUUUCUUUUUAUCUUUUUCAGUGGUGUGAUAGGGUUCGUUUCUUUGUGGAGGGAGGGUGUACAACAAGGGAGUUCGUGACUUGUGCAGCAGAGCGGCAAUUCAACAAACCGCCCGGGAAGCG